Magnolia sinica is the source of this 1578-nucleotide messenger RNA. Its product is annotated as RING-H2 finger protein ATL58-like. Gene Ontology annotation, biological process: protein ubiquitination. The transcript has 3 exons. NCBI's taxonomy places the organism in Eukaryota, Viridiplantae, Streptophyta, Magnoliopsida, Magnoliales, Magnoliaceae. The record is from RefSeq and is a predicted model, not a curated record. Bases 787 to 1410 code for a protein of 207 amino acids. Gene Ontology annotation, molecular function: transferase activity.
UAAUUUCUACUGAUUUUUUUUUUUAAAAUUCUUUCCUGAACUUCCAGAAAGAUUUUACAGUCAGUUACUUUCGGCCAAAACGGUUGAAAAGACCAUUUUCCAUUUGGGUUUUUACUCUCAGAUCUAAGGUGUGCAUUUAAAGAAAUUCCUCAAACACCCCUCCAUUUUUCUUACCUUUUCUGACAAACCCAUCUCCCACUUCUUUCUCAUCUCAUUGUUUGUACUGUUUUGCAGUCUUCUUUAUCUUUCUGUAUUCAGCUUUCAUUUGGGUUUUUGAUUAAUCAGCAUGAAUGCAUAAGAUUUUUCUUUUCUUCCAAAUCAGUUUCCCUUUUCAGUAGUUUCUCUACCUUUUUUGCUGCCGUUAUUGUUGUUUUUUUAUAUUUGGAUUAUCCAGUGUUUUUGCACUUCAACAAGUCAGGGGUAUUCUUUCUUUUCUUCUUCAUUUAUAGAGUUUGUUUGGAUCUGACUGAGAUUCUUCCUGACAGGCACUUUCCUUUUUUCUUCUCCUUCUUCUAAUUGAGAAUUUCAUUUGGGUUUUUCCAUCUGAUUUCUGAUAUCCUGAUUUGGGUUUCUCUUGUUUGUCUAAUUAACAUCUCCUUAACAUUUUCCAGGUCAUAACUAGGUUUCCUUAUCUGGGAUCUCUUAAUUUUGUUCUCUAAUUCAGCAAUUCGUGUAGAUUUUCCUCGCAAGAUCUGGUUUUCCUGAACUGGGUUUUCUCAGAUUUUAUUUUCUCUUUUUAAUGAUUUAUAGGAUUUUGUCAGGAUUUUAUCCUUGACGGGGUUGGUGAUGUCUUAUAGUUCAGACCCACCUGCUUGUUGCUCAACAGCUUCACCUGAGUUGAAACUGUACCAAGCCUUUAUAUUUUCAGUCCCCAUUUUCUUCACCUUCAUCCUCUUGCUGUUGUUUUACUUGUUCUACCUGCGGCGACAGAGGGUGGAUUGGUCCUCGUUGCGGAUGAGGAGUUCAUACCAAGGCAGGGGACUCACUUCUCGACCAUCCAAUUCGGGUUUAAAGAAAGAGCUUCGGGAAAUGCUUCCGAUAGUGGUGUUCAAAGAGAGCUUCUUGAUCAGAGAAACGCAAUGUUCGGUUUGCUUAGGGGACUACAAAGCCAAUGACAAGCUUCAACAGAUACCAGCAUGCGGGCACACCUUCCACAUGGAUUGCAUCGACCUUUGGCUCGCCAACAACACCACCUGUCCUCUCUGCCGGCUCUCGCUUCUCCCAGCCACCAAAGCGGCCUCGGAUCCUCCAAGCGAUAUUCCAGUAGCCCAAACCAUUCAAAUUCAACCCGAUGAACCAUCUUCGGAGAGCAGUGCAGAUGGAGUUGUUCAAAGAGCUGAGGCUGAAGAAUGCCUCUCUAAUGAGGUUAGUUCUGUUGUGAUUGAUGUUGAAACACAUGUGCAAUGUUAGCUAGAAUGUUGUUGUAACAUAGUUUCUAGAGGAUCUCAUGUUCAUCUGGUCAGUCUGCGAUUUUCAUGUCUAUGCAUGCAUGCAUUUGGAAUGUGUGCAUGCAUGCUUGUAUAUAAUGUGUAUGUAUAUUAUGCAUACGUGUCUUACAUAGCAUGUUAAUUUUUUUGA